Hevea brasiliensis (rubber tree) is the source of this 1901-nucleotide messenger RNA. Its product is annotated as protein DETOXIFICATION 32. The transcript is spliced from 7 exons. Gene Ontology annotation, biological process: xenobiotic detoxification by transmembrane export across the plasma membrane. Gene Ontology annotation, cellular component: membrane. Bases 337 to 1827 code for a protein of 496 amino acids. Gene Ontology annotation, molecular function: antiporter activity; xenobiotic transmembrane transporter activity. The record is from RefSeq and is a predicted model, not a curated record. NCBI's taxonomy places the organism in Eukaryota, Viridiplantae, Streptophyta, Magnoliopsida, Malpighiales, Euphorbiaceae.
UUAUUAUUUUAAAUAGGUUUGAUUAUAAAAAAAAUUCCAGCCUAUACCUCAACUUUCAAAAUUAAUUCCAGCCUCAACAUAACAAAACAUUUUCAAUUCAAGAACUUGGUCAAUUUCUUACUCUCCAUGUAAGACCUGUAGGAAUCUUUGUUGUCUGCUUUGAAAGGCCAGAUGUUAUUCUUCGGUUUCAGUUUAUGUUACUUGACACGUAUCUCCAAUAGUUCAUAUCCAGAAAGACGAGGGUCUCACCUGGAAAUUGGUGAAGAGAGGUGAAAAUAUCAGGUGAAGACUGAGUUUACCAGCUCUGGUGGAAAGAGAACAGAAACGGCUAUUCUGAUGGAGGAAAAAGAUGAUUCAGUUCAACAAAAGCAUUUUGGAAUAGAGAUGCAGGUGAAUAAUGAGGUUAUGGGUAUGAAAAAUAUAGUUAAGAAAAGCUGGGAUGAAUCACAGAAGAUGUGGGAAAUAGCAGCGCCUGCUAUGAUGACAGCAGUAACCCAAUUCUCUAUUGGGUUUCUCACUUCUGCAUUUGUUGGCCAUUUGGGAGAAGUGGAGCUUGCUGCUGUUUCAGUUGUUCAGAAUGUUAUUGAAGCCUUUGUUGAUGGGGUUAUGCUAGGGAUGGGAAGUGCCCUGGAGACACUAUGUGGGCAAGUUGUUGGUGCUGGGCAACUGAACAUGCUUGGAAUCUAUAUGCAAAGAUCAUGGAUCAUUACUGGUGUCACUGCAUUGGUUUUAACACCUUUUUAUGUUUUUGCUUCACCAUUACUAGAACUCCUUCAUCAAGACAAGGAUAUUUCAAGGCUUGCAGGAAAGUACUCGAUAUGGGUGAUUCCUCAAUUGUUUGCUUAUGCCAUAAAUUAUCCAAUACAGAAGUUUCUCCAAGCACAGAGCAGAGUAUGGAUUAUGACAAUCAUUUCCAUAGUAGCCCUUGCAUUUCAUGUGUUGUUGAAUUGGGUGCUCGUCACAAAAUUGGAUCACGGGCUACUUGGUGCUGCCAUCGCAGGGAAUAUCUCAUGGUGGCUUGUGGAUUUGGGUCAAAUAGUUUAUGUGGUUUGUGGUUGCUUCCCUGAGACUUGGACCGGUUUUUCGUGGUCAGCUUUGAAGUCAUUAACCAGUUUUCUAAAACUCUCAAUUGUAUCCGCUGUAAUGUUAUGCUUGGAGGUGUGGUACUUUACAAUGGUGAUUCUUAUGGUGGGAUGGUUAGAGAAUCCAGAAAUUGCAGUAGAUGCCAUUUCCAUUUGCAUGAACCUGCAACUGUGGACUCUGAUGAUUGCUCUCGGUUUCAAUGCAGCAAUAAGUGUUCGAGUGUCAAAUGAGCUUGGAGCUGGAAAUCCUAAAGCAGCAAAGUUCUCAAUGGUGGUGACUGUUCUAACUGCAACAGCAAUUGGAGUUGUGUUCACAGCUUUGAUUCUGGUAACCAAGAAUGACUUUCCAAAGGCGUUCACUCGAAAACCAGUGGUGAUGAAGGAGGCAUCAAAGCUGGAUUACUUUUUGGCAGCAACAAUCUUCCUCAACAGCAUCCAACCUGUGCUCCAUGGGGUGGCAGUGGGUGCAGGCUGGCAAUUCUUAGUUGCCUUCAUCAAUAUUGGGUGUUACUACAUCAUAGGACUUCCUAUUGGUGCUGUGCUUGGAUACAAAUUAAAGCUAGGAGUUAAGGGCAUAUGGACUGGAAUGUUGGCUGGUUAUCUGCUUCAAAUAGUCACUCUGAUUUUCAUCUUACUACGAACUAACUGGCACAAAGAAGCUGUGAAAGCUGAAGAGCAUAUCAAAACUUGGGGUGGCUCUGAUGAACCACAGCAAAGUUCAUCAGAAAACAACAUGAAUGGGUGAUGAAUUCAUUGUGUAAAAAAACUUGAUAAAAUCAACAUCGGGUUGCAGUUUAUAUCGAUAUUUUUUUUCUUGGA